UAUGACCAGGUGGAUUGUAUUACUUUGUGUUUGUCUGUCCGUCACCUCGGCAACAUUCAACAAUUAUCAGCAAAUCAGCAGCUAUGAGGAGCACUCCUUUCUGGACCCUGAGGACACACUGAGUGUGAGCGUCCCACUGGAGCUGCCUCAGCGCCCUCUACUGGGCAGCACCUUGGUACUACCCUGCUACUUCCAGGAUCACACCGUCCACGACCCCGGCGCCCCCACCAUUGCCCCCCUGUCACACCGCAUCAAAUGGAGCCGCGUCACUAAGGAGCGUGUCUCUGUCAUCUUGGUGGCCAUGGACGGAGAGGUCAAGGUGGAGGAGGACUAUCUGGACCGGGUCCACAUGGUGGGCUACCCCCAGACCCCCACUGACGCCAGCAUCAAGAUCACAGAGUUGAGGUCCAACGACACCGGCACCUACCGAUGUGAGGUCCAGCACGGCAUCGAGGACAACCAUGACACUGUGGACGUCCUGGUUCAAGGUAUCGUGUUUCACUACCGGGCCAUCACGACACGCUACACUUUGACCUUUGAGAAGGCCAAGGCAGCCUGUGUCCAGAACAGUGCUGUGAUCGCGACCCCAGAGCAGCUCCAGGCCGCGUAUGAUGACGGCUUCCACCAGUGUGACGCCGGCUGGCUCUCCGACCAGACUGUCAGGUACCCAAUCCAUGAUCCACGUGAGAAUUGCUAUGGCGACAAAGACGAGUUCCCCGGGGUGCGAACUUACGGAGUGAGAGAUGUCAACGAGACUUACGACGUGUACUGUUUUGCCGAGAAGAUGACAGGCAGUGUGUUCUACUCUGGCUCUGUGGCUAAGUUCACCUACUCUGAGGCUGAGGAACAGUGUAGUAAGCAGGGGGCCCUGUUGGCCACCACAGGACAGCUGUACCUGGCCUGGCAGGCUGGUCUGGAUGUGUGCAAUGCAGGCUGGCUAGGAGACAGGAGCGUCCGCUACCCCAUCAAUGUCCGGAGGCCGCAGUGUGGAGGGGGUCUGCUGGGGGUACGGACCGUGUACCUCCACGUCAACCAGACGGGGUACCCCCUCCCCGAAUCCCGCUACGAUGCCUACUGCUACACAGAAACGGACGAGGAGGGCUCAGGCAUGGUGGUGCCCACCGAGGCGGGCAGCGGCGUGCUGAGCGUUGCCACGGUGACCCAGGGUCCUUCCGAGUUGUUCUACAGGAACAUGACCACAGAGAGCGAGGCGCUGGGUGAGGACCUGGCCACCCAGAAACCCACUAGCGUGGACUUCACCUUUGGCACUGAGCUGCCCCUGCCACAGCCGCCCAGUGUCACCGAGCUGCCCCUGCCACAGCCGCCCAGUGUCACCGAGCUGCUCCUACCACAGCCGCCCAGUGUCACCGAGUUGCACCUGCCACAGCCGCCCAGUGUCACCGAGCUGCCCCUGCCAAAGCCGCCCAGUGUCACCGAGCUGCCCCUGCCACAGCCGCCCAGUGUCACCGAGCUGCCCCUGCCACAGCCGCCCAGUGUCACCGAGCUGCCCCUGCCACAGCCGCCCAGUGUCACCGAGGAGUUGGUUGUGGAUGUGGUGGGGAGAGUAACGGCCAGGCCGGAUGUGGGGAGUGAGAUCAGCGAAGGGAGCGGAUCAGGAUAUUUAUUUUCUGCUACAGGCGUGGUGUUCCACUACCGUGCUGGAUCUAGCCACUACGCCUUCACCUUCGUAGAGGCCCAGCUGGCCUGUCAGAGUGUUGGAGCCUCCAUCGCCACCCCAGAGCAGCUCCAGGCUGCCUACGAAGCCGGCUACAACCAGUGUGAUGCAGGCUGGCUUCUGGAUCAGACCGUCAGGUAUCCCAUCGUGUCUCCUCUGGAAAAGUGCUCUGGGGAUCUGGAGACUUUACCGGGAGUGAGGUCCUAUGGACUGAGGCCCGCUGACGAACACUACGAUGUGUACUGCUACGUGGACAGACUCAGGGGUGAUGUGUUCCAUGCUGGCUCCAGUGAGGGCUUCACCUAUGACGGUGCUCUGUCUCACUGUCAGGAGCUGAACGCUACCCUUGCCUCUACUGGACAGCUCUACGCCGCCUGGAGACAAGGCUUGGAUAAGUGCCGCGCCGGUUGGCUAAUCGACCGGAGUGUCCGGUACCCCAUCACCAACCCCCGGGUGGCGUGUGGUGCAGGGAAGGCAGGGGUGUACACAGUAUACACCCACAACAAUCAGACGGGAUUCCCAGACUUGUAUUCCAGAUAUGACGCCUACUGCUUCAAAGUGGACAUCUUGCUCCUCGCCAAUGAAACUGGAUUGAACAUCACAGAGAUAGAAGAGUCUUUGGUUAACCUCACAUCCAUCACUGAUUUGCUGAGGCCUGUCCUGCCUUCCAUCACUCCUCCCAUCUCUGUGGAGUCCUCAGGCUCUGGUUCCGGGGCCUCUGGGGCGAGUGGAUUCUCCGUAGAUCUCUCUGGUGAUCACUCCGGUGAACUGCCUCAUUCCGGGGAUCUGUCCGGGUCAGGUGUUCUUUCAGGCAGCGGAAGCGCAGAGAUUCCCAGCGGAUCGUCUGGUCUGAGUAGUGAAGAUCCGUCCGGCUCGGGGCUGAGUGGAGACGGAUCGGGAAUAACGGUCACCUUCUCUUCAGGGAGUGGCAGCGUUUUAUCUGGUUUGGGCUCUGGGGGUCCUCAGGAGGCUGGAGAGGGAAUCACUGGGAUCCUCACCUUCCCCUCAGAAAUGGGAUUGGGACUGUUCAGUGGCAGUGGGUUGUCGGGAUGGGGAAGUGGCUCCGGUGUCAGUUCUGAGGAGAGCGGCUCUUCGUCUGACAGCUCCAGCAGCUCUGGGGAAAGUGGGGAGUUGUCUGGAAUGUCGUCCGGCUCCAGCUCUAAUUCCAGUGGGGAGUUGUCUGGAAUGUCGUCCGGCUCCAGCUCUAGUUCCAGUGGGGAGUUGUCUGGAAUGUCGUCCGGCUCCAGCUCUAGUUCCAGUGAGGAGUUUUCCGGAUUUCCCUCAGGAUUCUUUCCCUCAGGAGGCUCCAGUGGUCAUUCGGGAGAGGAGUCGGGAAGCGGAGACACUCAGGUCCUGCUGAUCGAUGGGAAACUGAUGGAGGUUUCCACCUCUCACAUACACAAAGAGAAGGAGCUGGGUGGAGGGGGCCUGGAAUUCAGCGGCUCCGGAUCUGGCAGCAGCGGCUCAGGGUUCUUCCCGAGUGUGACGUUCUUGGGGUCAGGGUUUACCGACCUUACGGGGUCAGCCUCAGGGGAACAGGAGGCCUCGGGAUCUCUCCACUAUGGCUCCGGAAGUGGUGAUAUCAGCGGUUCGGCCUCAGGCAGCAGCGGCUCAGGGUUCUUCCCGAGUGUGACCUUCUUGGGGUCAGGAUUUACUGACCUCACGGGGUCAGCCUCAGGGGAACAGGAGGCCUCGGGGUCUCUCCACUAUGGCUCCGGAAGCGGUGAUAUCAGCGGUUCGGCCUCAGGCAGCAGUGGCUCAGGGUUUUUCCCGGGUGUGACCUUCUUGGGGUCAGGGUUUACCGACCUCACAGGGUCAGCCUCAGGGGAACAGGAGGCCUCGGGGUCUCUCCACUACGGAUACGGAGCGGGAAGAGGUGGAUACGCAUCAGGGUUCGGAACGCCGGGCUUCCCAUCCGGGGACAUGUCUGGAAUCUCCAGAUCCUCCACCAGCGAUGAGGAGGACAGCGCUGUCACCUUCCUGACUAAUGACUUCAUGACAGAGGUUUCCAAGGCGACCACGGUUUCCAUGGAGCUGGGGGCUGGGCCAGUGCAGUUCAGUGGGCAGGGAAGCGGGUCCCACACAGGGAACGGUGCUGACCACCCAACCCAGGCCAGCGGUGUCUCAUCUGGGGCACACUCUGGAGAUCUGCUCCCUGUGGUGCUGUCCUCUCCGCCCAGCAACAGGGAGCUUAUGGAGGGCACAGAGGGGCCAGAGGAGGCCAUGGCUGGCGGGGCUGAGCUGGGGGAGACCACCAGCGAGUUUUACAUGACCUUUGCCCCCAACCUUGCUCCCGCCGGAUUGGCUGCCCCAGCCAUCUCCCUGCAGACCCAUGCCGUCAUGGAGGAGCCAUCCUCAGAGGAGGGUAUCCCUAACCCAUGUGACCCUAACCCGUGUGGUGCUGGGUCAUGCUCAGUGGAGGAUGGAGUUGGGCUGUGCCAGUGUCCGCCCGGGAAAGUGGGAGAAGGGUGCCAGUAUGAGGUUGAUGUGUGCCAUUCCAACCCUUGUGCCAAUGGAGCCACCUGUGUGGAAAAUGCAGACUCUUACACAUGCUUAUGCCUGCCCAGCUACGGAGGGGACCGCUGCGAGAUUGACGCGCAGGAUUGUGAGGAGGGGUGGACUAAGUUUCAGGGCAACUGUUACCUGCACUUCCCCGAGAGAGAGACCUGGCUGGAUGCCGAGCAGCGCUGCCGAGACCUCAGCGCUCACCUGGUCAGCAUCAUCACCCCAGAGGAACAGCACUUUGUCAACUCCAACGGCCAGGACUACCAGUGGAUUGGGCUCAAUGACAAGACAGUGGAGAAUGACUUCCGCUGGAUAGACGGCACACCACUGCAAUUUGAGAACUGGCGGCCGAACCAGCCAGAUAACUACUUUAACUCUGGAGAAGACUGUGUGGUGAUGAUCUGGCACGAGAACGGCCAAUGGAACGACGUUCCCUGCAACUACCACCUGCCCUUCACCUGCAAGACUGGCCCAGUCUACUGUGGCGCACCGCCAGAGGUGGAGAAUGCCAAGAUGUUCGGCAGCAGGCGGGAGCAGUAUACUGUGGGGUCCAUCAUCCGCUACCAGUGUAACCCAGGCCUCCUACAGCGCCACCUGCCUGUGGUGCGCUGCAUGGCAGACGGACAGUGGGAGAAGCCACAGGUGGAAUGUAUGGGCGUGCCCUCCCCCAGUAACAGAAUACAGCGCAGAUUGAUCAGAAGGCGAGGAGAAUCAACCAGCAGCAAACGUCACUAAGCAGAGAAGAUUAAGGGAGAUCUUUUGAAGAUAAUUAUUUUAUAAGAACAUUUACAGAACACAGAAGCCAUUUUCUAACUUACUAAAGAGGUUUGAAUGUUUGAAGUACCCACCUUGUACAUAAGACCAAAUCAACUUAGAGCAGUAACAUUGUCUUUUCAGUUUGUCACUCUCUGACUAUUUUUUAAAAAGUAUAAAUUAAGCCAUUAUGUAAUUGUAUGUUUUUGUCAUUCUUGUCCCAAAAUAAUGACAUGUUUUCAUUAUAUAUAAGAGUUGUUUAUUGUUUGGAGUUUUAUUGUUAUUAUUAUUAUUAAUAUAAUUUUUUGUUUUGGUGGAUUGGGAUGCCGUCGAUAAGGUGUGAGUUGUUGCUGAAAUACUUUGUCCAUGUCGCCAACUAGACUGGAUUAUGGAGACACGGUGUAGGGGGAAGUUUCCGCUAGACACUGAUCUUGGGUCAGUUUUACUUUUCCUCCACUAAUGGUUAAGACUAGGGUUGGUGGAGGGGAAGCUGAUCCUAACUCUGUACCUAGGAGAAACUUCACCCCGGAGCAUGUACUCAUAGACGGUGCAUCAAUCAGACUCUCUAGUCUGUUCUAGAUCUUUGCCAAACCAGACAGUGUGUGUUAGAAUGUACCACCCAGAGGUAAACACCCAAUCUGGAUCAGCCGGUAUUUAGUGGGGGUUUGGCACGUUGCUAUGAGCCAAGCAGAGGCUUGGUGAAAUUCACCCAUGAGGAGAUACUAGACAGUCAGAAGUAUGUUUGUAUUCUGGAGGUGCCUAUGUAAUAUACACUCACUAUGGGAGAUGGAUAUAGGUCUAAAAAUCCAUGAAGGACUGUGAAUUUGAUAGAAAAGUCUAUUGAGUUACUUUUGUGCGCUGUUAGCCUAGCGCUGUUAGCCUAGCGCUGUUAGCCUAGCUCUGUUAGCCUAGCCAUGUCCGGUUGUAUUAAUGAUGAGCAAGAUGAAGUAAAGGGGAUGAGAUCUCGUGCAUAUAUCCACCAAACAAGCAUUUAUGAGUCACCAAAUUGUCACCUAUCUUGAAAAUUGUAGAUGCUAAAGGGGAAAACAAUAUCUAUAUUUGUCAGAUGUCUUCAUACAUCAAAAGUGGUGUUGUGUCAAACGGAGAAAUCUUUUACGCUUCAAUUGCAAAUAUCAACACUUUUGAGGAAUAAAAAUGUCUGACGAGUUUUGAUUUAGGGGUGAACGAUCGCUUUCACCUUUUACUGCAGUGGGCUAAAUCAGGGUCACAUAAAUCUACUUUGAAACAAAAGUAUACACCUCACACACAUGGUUAUGGGCUUAAAAGAAAGAAGACACCAGUACCAUGUCACAUAUAGAGUUGAAAUGUAUUAAAUGUUGAGUUUGAAUCCCAAUAUUACACUUUAUAUACAUCACAGAAAACUGAAAUAUAACAAAACUGUUUGACAUAGAAAAAACUGAUUUGUUCAAAAUAAUGCUUAUUAAUUAUGAAAUUAUGAAAAAUAUGAAUAACAUUCCACCCAUGAGGCCACUAGGUCAUUUGACUGCAGGAAAGGGCUACGGGAGGGGAUAAUAAGGGAGAUAUUAUUUAUUUAAUCUCUAAGUCAUAAAGAGAAAGCUAGCGAAGCCGACACAGCAGGCUACUGUGUCCGUCUGUAUUUCAAACCUACAUCAGUUGUUUAGAGCAGAAGGGAGACAGAGUGCCUGAUGUGAAUAAUAUACAGCAAUGCUAGAAUCUCUGCCUGCCACACUGGAGAGGCAACAUCAUGCAAUCUACUGAGGCUGCCCUCAAAUAAGAGAGUGAAAGAGUACUCAACUUCUCAAACAAGAGAGAGAGGACUCAACUUCUCAAACAAGAGAGAGAGGACAUAACUUCUCAAACAAGAGAGAGAGGACUCAACUUCUCAAACAAGAGAGAGAGGACUCAACUUCUCAAACAAGAGAGAGCGGACUCAACUUCUCAAACAAGAGAGAGAGGACUCAACUUCUCAAACAAGAGAGAGAGGACUCAACUUCUCAAACAAGA
This is a messenger RNA of Salvelinus fontinalis (brook trout), 6919 nucleotides long. RefSeq names its product aggrecan core protein-like. Gene Ontology annotation, biological process: cell adhesion. The transcript is spliced from 20 exons. NCBI's taxonomy places the organism in Eukaryota, Metazoa, Chordata, Actinopteri, Salmoniformes, Salmonidae. Gene Ontology annotation, molecular function: calcium ion binding; hyaluronic acid binding. The record is from RefSeq and is a predicted model, not a curated record. The coding region runs from base 2 to 4915 and encodes 1637 amino acids.